ACCCACCACACAGCAGGCACUGGCUAAACCUGCCACACCACCAUGCCCCCCAUUGGGCAUUCUUUACAUAAUAAAUUAUUGCAGGGUCAUAUAUAUUUACAUGUGUAAAAAUGGCAUGUUCCACCCACAUUGCCCCGUUUUAUCGGUAGUUACUGUCAAAUGACCAUUUUACAUUUUUCUGCGAUUUAUGUAACAAGUCCAAGACAGUCACUGGACCACCCAUGAGUCUCAGAGAAUAACAAAUGAAUAAGGCCUUUCGUUUAAAGUCUGGUCCACACAUUUACUCCGAGUUAUCCUGAAGACAGUCAAACCUGUGAUGCUGUUGAGUUUUAAUUUCUCAACAUUUCCAGUAUUUUAAAGUGUUUAAAGUUAAAAAUGCCAGUUUAGCUCGUUUUCACCACAUCACAAACAAAAUACACCUAAUUCGUACACAUUCGUACUUUAAGAACAAAAUAACGACAGGACGUACUACUGUUAAUCUUUACUUAUAUGCCUCCUUUCCACUUACAUUUCAACAUUCGGAUGAUUGAGCCAUUUCUACAGCACGGUGUUCUUACUGUAUUACUUCUGGGGUAAGAACCUUGAUGAAGGGCACUAGCAGACAGUGGUGUUCGUUCUAAGAACCUUUGUCAGAGACCGUUAACCACCACGACACACGGCGUCCAGUGUCACACAACAAGGCACCUAAUGUACUUAGGUUUUCGUGUUUUUUUCUGUGAAAUACCUUAAAAUCUUUACUCUGUGUGUGUGUGCGUGUCUUUGUGAAUUCUCUUUCGCGUUUGAACUGCUUCUCUCCUACAUCGAGGGGACAUUCGGUUAGGUAGGAGCGCGAGCCGGCAGCGCUGCCACAGUGCAUGUGAGGGAAGGCAACGCGCGACCGGCGCGGAGACGCAGCAGGGACACGACACUUCUUCCUGCCUCCUAUGUGCUCGUGCAGCGCGGCCACGCGGGCGAUUUCGGCAAAGGGAAGGAGGAGGGCAGGACGUGUGCCGCGAAGCAAAGUGAGAGCACAGACAGACUCUCGGAGCGCAGGGAAGGUACCGGGAGGAACGCGCUCGCGCUUGUGUUCACGUCCGCGUUCGCGUUCAUGUCAACAGCUGUGAAUAGCUCGAAAGGGGCAGCGUCUGGAGCGGUGGGUCCGCAGCCGCAGCCGUGUUACUGCGCCGCUCCUCUCCGACACACAUAGUGCCUGUGACAAGGGAAGUCGCGGUUUGCUGGCAACACUUGUGAAGGUGACACUCUCUGGGUUUGUGCUCGCGCCCGCGGACGUGCUCAGCAGCAGGAGAGCAGACACGGCGGUGUCCGCACCGGGACGCGUGACGAGGAGCCUGCUGCCGCUGCAGCUGCAACUGCUUCUCCGGCGUCUUAUUCUUAUUGGGUUUAUCUUCAAAGAGAGAAUGACAUGACCUUUCCCACGCCGGGUUCCCAUCCAGCACGUGUCUCUCCGUAUCUGCCCUCUGCUGCCAUCAGGAUGCGGCGCGCGCCUCGCCUCGCUCUUUCAACGGGCAUCUCUUACGCAGUUGGUUCUUUCGCCGCUGCGCAUGGGGACUUCGCGCUGCUUUGUGACUGACACGCGCUCAUAGGUGUGUGUGCUUGCGCCACUUUGCAGCCCUCGUUCACGGAGGAUCCGAGCGGACUGUCACUUGGCGCAGUGGGUGCGAGUGGAAGGCAAGGCGGCCGAGGCCAUGGGCGAAGCUGUGCCCUCCACCACCAAGGCGCUCUACAUCGGCAUGGAGGUGGCGAUCGCCGUGUCCUCCGUCCUAGGCAACGUGAUGGUGGUGUGGGCUGUGAAGAUCAACCGGUCGCUCAGAGAUACAACUUUCUGCUUCAUCGUGUCUCUGGCCUUGGCGGACAUCGCGGUUGGAGCGCUGGUUAUCCCUCUCGCCAUAACCAUCAGCAUCGGCCUGAAAACGCACUUCUACAGCUGCCUACUGGUGGCCUGCACCGUCCUGGUUCUCACCCAGAGCUCCAUCCUGGCCCUCCUGGCUAUUGCGAUGGACCGCUACCUGCGGGUCAAGAUCCCAAUGAGUUACAAGAGGGUGGUGACACCACGUCGUGCUGGGAUGGCUGUGCUGCUGUGUUGGACGGUUGCUUUUGUGGUGGGCCUUACACCCAUGCUGGGCUGGAACAACCUUCAGAAGCUGCAGGAGAAUGGUACACUCACUUCUGAUCUCAAUAUCACCUGUGAGUUUGAGACCGUCGUCAGCAUGGAGUACAUGGUCUACUUCAACUUCUUUGGCUGGGUUCUGCCACCGUUGCUUGUGAUGCUUCUCAUCUAUGUAGAGAUCUUCUACAUGAUCCACCGGCAACUCAACAAGAAGGUGACAACAGGCCACGCAGAUCCCAGCAAGUACUAUGGCAAGGAAUUGAAGCUGGCCAAGUCACUGGCUUUGGUGCUCUUUUUCUUUGCUGCUAGCUGGCUACCACUGCACAUCCUCAACUGCAUCACACUCUUCUGCCCAGACUGCCAGAAGCCCACAUUCCUUAUCUACAUUGCUAUCCUUCUCAGCCACGGCAACUCAGCUGUCAACCCCAUUGUCUACGCCUUCCGCAUCAAGAAGUUUCGUUCAGCCUUCCUCAAGAUUUGGAAGCAGUAUGUGUGCUGCAAAGAGACACCCCCGCAAGGGAACUACAUGAGUGAGCGUGGGCCAAGCCUGGACAUGCGACAGCACCGCAACAGUAACUUAUGAUUCACCUGGGUUUGAGAGGGAAAUGUUCCCUGCUGGUCUAAAUGUGAACCUUGGAAAGGGUGCUGCUCACCAUGGUCAUGUGUGCUUGAUCCAUUCAAGACCUGCUUGGGCCCGAAAACUGAUAUCCUACACACAUGUGGAAGAGGAAGGAGAAAUUUUAAAAGGUGGGGAGCUGGUAUGGAGACCUGGCCAUUGACGCUGACAUCUAUUUCCAUUUCUUGCCACUUAAACUAAAGGAGGGCUAUAGUUGAAAAUGCUUAACUGUCGCCACUUGUGUCCAUUCAAGUCUCGACUGUGAACAUUCGAGUCUCGGCUUGUGCAAUCUGUAUGGCUGCAUACAUCCUGCAGUUGUUUCUCAGCCACAGACAAGUAACCUCAAUGUGAAGCCCCUGCCUUAAUUCAAUGGCGAGGUGAUGGGGGUCAUAACAAUACAAGAAGAGGGAAAAUGCUUUCAAAGUCUCAGAGUUUCUUUAAAUUUCUUAGUAUGUCCAGACUGUUUGGGUGAAUGAGAAGAACAUUGAAAAUUGUGAAGGGAGAGAAAAUUAUUUGGCAUAAACAUGCCCUACUUAUUGAGAAUAUUAACUUUGAGUUUAAUUGCACAACAUAAUUAGGUCCUCAGUAGAUUUAAUGCCUGCAUCAUAAAAAUCGGGUAAUACAUCCCUUUAAUUAGUAUACUACUCUUUUAGUGUUGAUUUCUGAUGGCCCCAUUCCUCCAGCCAUAGGGAACAGGAUCCUGCACAUGACCACUCAAUACCUGAAGAACUUCAGCCCAAACUGGGUUAUAUGCUUCCAUUACAUUGUCACUGGUUGUGUAAAAGGAAUUUCCUGUUUGUGUCUGUUCAGUCUUAAGAGGUUAUUUUUAGACUGAAAACAGUUCUUCUUGGAGUAUCACUUUAACAAGCAUGUAAGUCUUGGGGUUAAUGAGAACGGAGAAGAUUGUCCAUUACUACUGUACUCAUGUUAUUUGUUUGACUUUAUUAAAAGCAAUGCAUAAUUCAACCGUCCUAAUUAUUCAUGAGAUGACAUUUCUACUGUCAAACAAUUUGUUGUUCAGUACAACAACUGAAGAAACGUAUACGUAAUGUAAUGUGGACAGGUUUGAUAAAAUGUGCUCAA
Messenger RNA from Scleropages formosus (Asian bonytongue), 3806 nucleotides. Its product is annotated as adenosine receptor A1-like. The record is from RefSeq and is a predicted model, not a curated record. NCBI's taxonomy places the organism in Eukaryota, Metazoa, Chordata, Actinopteri, Osteoglossiformes, Osteoglossidae. Gene Ontology annotation, biological process: G protein-coupled adenosine receptor signaling pathway. Gene Ontology annotation, cellular component: synapse; dendrite; plasma membrane. Gene Ontology annotation, molecular function: G protein-coupled adenosine receptor activity. The transcript has 2 exons. Bases 1686 to 2690 code for a protein of 334 amino acids.